AGUUUUCUUGCAGGCCUUCCUUCAGAGUAUGAGACUGCUAAAUCUCAGAUUCUUUCCAGUUCUGAGAUUUCCUCUUUGCAUGAAACAUUCACACGGGUCCUUCGUACAGAGAGUACCCAAUCUUCACAGCCUGCCAGUAGUGCUCUUAUUAGCCGUAAUCCAAAUGGACAACAGGGUAAUAGAAGAGGAAGUAGAGGAGGAAUUACAGCAAAGUAAUCAGCGUAAUGGAGAGGCUAGUUCUAAUCCGGACUCAAGAGGAGUCAUUUGUUAUUAUUGUCAUGAGCCUGGCCAUACAAAAUAUAAUUGUCCGCAGCUUCAGAGGAAAAAUCAGCGAUCACAGAUGGCAAAUAUGGCAGCAGAGGAUUCUACGGUAUCUUCCUCUGAGAAAACUGUUUUGGUAUCUGCAGAAGAUUUUGCACAGUUUUCCCAGUAUCAGGCAUCUCUAAAGCCUACCAGUUCCCCUAUCACUGCGAUCGCUGAGUCAGGUAAAUCCACUACAUGCCUUGUGUCUUCCUCAUCCAAAUGGGUUAUUGAUUCUGGUGCAACAGAUCACAUGACAGGAUCUUACGACGAAGCAGAUUAUUGGUAGAGGACGUGAGUCAGGUGGUCUCUACAUUCUGGAAAAUCAUGUACCGCGGUCGCUUGUUUGCUC
Molecule: messenger RNA, 652 nt
Organism: Hevea brasiliensis (rubber tree)
Lineage: Eukaryota; Viridiplantae; Streptophyta; Magnoliopsida; Malpighiales; Euphorbiaceae
Exons: 2
Coding region: 29-589 (186 amino acids)
Molecular function (GO): zinc ion binding; nucleic acid binding
Source: RefSeq, a predicted model, not a curated record